Molecule: messenger RNA, 615 nt
Organism: Effrenium voratum
Lineage: Eukaryota; Dinophyceae; Suessiales; Symbiodiniaceae
Source: the annotation of a GenBank genome assembly
GGCAUCAACAGGUCUGAAAUCUGCCCGGAUCGAGCCAUGGGGUGGUUGCGCGAGGUGCUGCACUUGGAGGAGGUCGGGUCUCGGAGAUACGCCUCCUUCCUGGAGACGGAUAGGACCGAUGUGCUACCCGGCGUUUGCCAGCGCUAUGUCAUCACCGACGGCCUGCACGAUCUCGUGUUCGGCAUCCCCGAGUGGCGGCACUACAAGUCGGAGUGGAUGGCUGGCCGGAAGUCGGCUCCCUUGCAUGCCAUGAAGCACGCCGACUACCAGCUGCUGCUUCAAGCGCGGAAGCAUUUCAUCAAGGCCAGGGAGCAAAUGCUCAUGCGGGAUUAUUAUUCUCCGUCGGCCUUUGAUCGCUUGAAGCUCCGCAAGGACCCUCCAAAGUUCUUCAAGACGGUGACCACGCCUGUUGGGAAGGAGAUCCAAGCAGGCAACCAGCUCAUGAAGCGAGUAGUGGACAAGCAGAAGUCCUCGGAGUUUGAGGACAGCGUGAAGGACGUGGACUACGCCGCGCGGCGGCGGCAGCUGCUGACGCUGGAGGGCGCCCAGCAGCUGGCGACCAACCUCCAGGUCAUGGCUCAGCAGUGCGGUGCUCGGCUGCAGCAGGCUUGACCG